This is a messenger RNA of Owenia fusiformis, 1395 nucleotides long. The record is from the annotation of a GenBank genome assembly. Lineage: Eukaryota; Metazoa; Annelida; Polychaeta; Sabellida; Oweniidae.
CUCUACAAAAGCGGCGAUCACUGGUAGGGCCUCCUAAUAAAGAGCUCACCACAUGACUGGAGUAUAAAUAGAAGUUGGUUUUGCUAUUAAAGAUAUAUUCAAGUCAACAUAGUGACAUAGAAACUGAAAACUCUAUAACUAUGGAUUGCCUUAAGGUCGGAAUUGUAUACAUAUUUCUCAUACACCAUUCGGCUCAGAGCGUUGCACAAUAUCAGUUUAAAAACACACCAGUGGAUACUGUGUGUGCUGCUGGUUCGGCAGAGAAAUGUUUAGUAGGCUUCGUCAAGAACACUCAAACUCUGGGACUAUGUGAGGGCAUCCAGAAAAGUAUGGACUGCAUAGCAGAGAUGGGCUCAGAGUGUGAAGGUGAAAUCAAGAACCUUCUGAAGCUGGAGACAUUACUAGCACAUGUUCCCCUUCUCUUCAGAAAGGACCUCUUCAUGUGCCCAAACCUGAGUUUGGAGAAGCUUAACAUGGCCAUACCAGACGAGUUCUACCCCAGUGAAUUGAUGCUACAUUUGGACCAGUUGGAGGAAGAGAGUAAAGGCUGUCUAUUUGAUGUUUUCUCCAGAGGUCAAGAACAGUCUGUAAUGAUUGAACUGGAUGACCUAGAUGGCAAUUCAAUUAAUGACUUUUGCCAACAUCUUAAUAAACUUGACAGGAAAACAGCAAAAGGACUUAAAAGAUGCGACGAGAAAUUUGCGGAAUACUUUUCUGGAUUGAACCUACAACUGACAAAGUUUAUAAACAUUCUCAGUAUAGAAGACCCUAAGAAGUGUCGUGGCAGAGACAUUGUCGAAAAUGUGAAAUCUGAACUUUGAACAGAUUUCUUUACAUAGUAGCUAAAAUACAGGUAUCAAAACAGUCAAAAGGCAGGGGUGAAUUUUGUAAUUAUUUCUGAGAAUUAACUUAAUUAUGUACAUACAAAUAUGAUUCAAGUAUACAAUUUACAUUCAUCAUAAAAGCCACAUUAACAUUUGGACUGUGUUUGUAAAAAGCUUGUGUUUUAUCCUUUCGUAUGAUGAUCCUGUUCAUAUUUCAUUUGCCAAAAUGAUGGCAUCUUUGAACUCCUCAAACGAUAGAAUAAUAGAGCAAUAGAAUAUUAUUAUAAAUUUCCAAUGGUUUGAAUCUUUAUAAUUUAUUAAACUUUUGUUUGUUUGUAAAUCCAUUCAACAUAUGGUGUAAAACACGUAUUGAACUCAUGUACAAACAAUACUGAAGAUAAGUUUGUAAAUUGGAUAAUUUUAAUGCUAUCUAGCUUAACAAAUAACUAGAAUAAUUUGAGAUUGUUAUUGACUUCAAUUUAAUACUAGCCAGGACUUAUUCUUAAAUCAUGCUGAAGAUGUUAAUUGGUGAAUUUUUGAAAUCACCAAAUUAGCCAAAAGUAAAAGUGUU